CCUACUUUGAAUUUUGCAAUGGGGACGAUGGAGCUGUUACUGUGCCUUCUUUUGGGACACCAUAUUGCUGCUCAGUCAGUAAUAAAAAAGCAGGAUGCCACAUUUUUCCACGAUGUUCCUGGAUUUUUUCACAGCUUCGUGCCUUUUCCCUUUGAAAGAAAUUUUGAUUUCACCCCACCUGACGCCCUCUUCAGCUCGUGGGGGACUUUGAUCCCUGACUUGCAGGUGCUUGCUGAAUUACCUCCCAUCCCCAUUGUUCCCAGAGUUGAAGUGUUUUGUGAUGAAUCAAAGCUAACUCUGCUGGUUGACAAGAGCUCCAACGGUCUCUCACUGACUGGAGAGGAGAUGCAGUUCGGUGAUGGCUGCUUUAGCAACAGAGAGCUACCGAACCAAUUUGUCUUCACUUACGGUUUCGAUGAGUGUGGCACUACACCAGUGAUGCAGAAUGGUUUGGUGAUGUUUACCAACUCUCUCUACUUGAAUCUCAAAAUGCCGCCCACCACCUGGUUGGAAACUCGUCCCACGGUGCACAUCUCUUGCAUCCCAAAAAGGCCAUAUCCAAACUUCUUUGACUCAACGGCAUUUCCUGAGAAUGGCGAGACCUUUAACAUUCAAGCCAUGAACCCAUCCUGGACCAGCACUGCAGACUCUAAUAUCUACAAAAGAGGACAGGUUGUCAACCUCCAGGUUUCUGCCAAAACCAGGCCAGAGCAGCAGCUUUUCAUCCAGUCCUGUUUUGUCUCUGCGUCUCCUGAGCCUCAGACUAGGCGUAGGCACGCAGUCAUAAUGAAUAAAGGGUGCACAGCUGGAUUGGGUUCCCGUCAUGCCGUUGCACUAUUUGUGGCCUCCGACAGAGCGGAUGUGGUUAAUCUUGUUCUCGACACAUCGUAUCUCAUUUCUGAGCUGUACAUCCACUGUAGUGUCGUUAUCUUAGACCAGGGUAUCAACUUUGGUUCUAAAUCCUGCAACUACAACAUGAUCCAGUCAAGAUGGGAGGACCUUAGUGGAAAUGCAGAAGUGUGCAAGUGCUGUACGUCAAAGUGUAAAGGUCUGUCGGUCAAGAACCUUCCUGAAGGUGCCAAGGCUAUCGUCAGCACUGGCCCCAUCAUCAUUAUGGACAAACCUAUUGCGACGCUUCUCUCUGAACCGCAGGAAACCUCCAGUGCUCCUGUUGCAGACCGCAUGGCGUCUGAUCGUGCAAUGACUGAGGACACAAUUAUUUCUGAUCACUCUGAAUUACAACCCCCUCAGGGUGUGGUUGUUGUGAGUCCGGACCCAGUUGCCAGACUGACCCUUUGGCUACCUGGACAGGUGCAAGAUACUGAAUACGGCGAGAAGAUCUGUUCUGAGUCCGAAGACAAUUUGCAGACAAGUGACACCAUGUCAAAUGAGCUUCAACCUUCAACUGCAGAUCAGGAGCCUCUUCUGCAUACGCCCACAAACUUAGUCAUACAUCAAAGUUCAAAUGAACUAGGAAGUGACGGUCAUAUGUGGGAUUUGAAUUCGCUUACACUGAUUGAUGGAUGGGCAAUUCCUCAACAAAUUGAAAAGGCAGCUUUUGCAGAGGAAUCUCAAAGAAAAAGGCGUUUCGGAAGAUCUGGUAUGUCUGACAUUCAACAAGAUGUGGACAUCCCGCUGACGACUCUCAUGAAUGCAAAUGUCCUAAACCAGAAGGAUUGUAACAAAAUGAGAGGGAAGCUGGCAGUGUUGCCCCAAGAAGAAACAAAUGAUGCCCAACCAAUAGUUCGCUCCAAAAUCCAGUUCUCCAAAGGCCCAGAUGGAUCAGAGACGCUGAGUUAUGAGGAAGAAGCCCUGGGACAACAAGAGGGUAAAGGUGUGAUCAGAAGACUUUGGCUGGAUGGGAUUCAAAGAGAACGGGAGCCCAGAAGGAGAGGGCUGCACUCAACUUUCCUGGAUUUUUUGAGGGGGAUGGACAAAGCAGAAUAACUGCAUCUUAAUAAGAAUAUUCUGUAAUGUAACAAAUAAAUGCAUGUAUUAA
Anarrhichthys ocellatus (wolf-eel) is the source of this 1999-nucleotide messenger RNA. RefSeq names its product zona pellucida protein C (gene zpcx). The coding region runs from base 19 to 1947 and encodes 642 amino acids. Gene Ontology annotation, biological process: binding of sperm to zona pellucida; egg coat formation; positive regulation of acrosome reaction. Gene Ontology annotation, molecular function: acrosin binding. NCBI's taxonomy places the organism in Eukaryota, Metazoa, Chordata, Actinopteri, Perciformes, Anarhichadidae. The record is from RefSeq and is a predicted model, not a curated record. Gene Ontology annotation, cellular component: extracellular matrix. The transcript is spliced from 9 exons.